This is a messenger RNA of Nothobranchius furzeri (turquoise killifish), 3024 nucleotides long. RefSeq names its product leucyl-tRNA synthetase 2, mitochondrial (gene lars2). Gene Ontology annotation, biological process: mitochondrial translation; leucyl-tRNA aminoacylation. NCBI's taxonomy places the organism in Eukaryota, Metazoa, Chordata, Actinopteri, Cyprinodontiformes, Nothobranchiidae. The record is from RefSeq and is a predicted model, not a curated record. Gene Ontology annotation, molecular function: aminoacyl-tRNA deacylase activity; leucine-tRNA ligase activity; ATP binding. Gene Ontology annotation, cellular component: mitochondrion.
AAAAGAUGGCGGCGCCCUUGGGUCGGUCGUGAUGCAGAGAAGCAGCUCGUGUCUUUGUUAUUAAACAGCGGAAUAUUAUGUUUUCAACACCAACAAAUGGUUUUACGGAUGUGUGAGUACAACCCGGAAACAGAAAACGUGGGAAUAAAACAGCAGUUAUGCAGGUGUCGGUGAGAAAGCUGGCUCCAUAUGCUCUCUGUGCAGCUCAGUGUUGUAAAAGCAGAGCUGCGCUCCUGAGUUCAGCACUCCGCUUCCUGCCCCCCGGUGUUCGCACCACAUUCAGCGAGACGGGAGUCUGGGAAAAAGAUUAUCAGCCUGAGACUAGACGCAGAGUGGAAGAAUGGUGGCACCCACGAAUCAUGGCCCAGUGGCAGAAGGACUCACUGGAGGAGGACUCCAACAGGAAGAAGUUUUACGUCCUCUCCAUGUUUCCAUACCCAUCUGGGCGGCUGCAUAUGGGUCACGUUCGAGUGUACACCAUCAGCGACGUUAUUGGUCACUUUCAGAGAAUGCGAGGCCACCAGGUGCUGAAUCCAAUGGGUUGGGAUGCUUUUGGUCUUCCUGCUGAGAACGCAGCCAUAGAAAGAGGCCUUGAUCCAGAAGAGUGGACCAAAAGUAACAUCGAGUCCAUGAGGGAGCAGCUGGUUGGCCUUGGCCUUUGCUUCAACUGGGACAGAGAAGUCACCACUUGUCUUCCAGACUACUACAGAUGGACGCAGUUUCUGUUCAUCAAGCUCUUUGAAGCAGGACUGGCCUAUCAGAAGGAGGCUGUCGUGAACUGGGACCCUGUUGAUCAAACGGUGCUGGCAGACGAGCAGGUGGAUGAAAACGGCCGCUCCUGGAGGUCCGGUGCUCUGGUGGAGCAGAAGCUACUCACUCAGUGGUUCAUUAAGACCACAAACUAUGCUAAGCCUCUCCUGGAUGCUCUGGAGGACCUUCCAAAGUGGUACGGAGUCAAAGCCAUGCAGGCAAACUGGAUUGGAGAGUGUACCGGCUGCUACUUUGAUUUCAAACUUAAGGUAGACGGUAAGGAGACGGGGGAGACCCUGUCAGCCUUCUGCUCCUCCCCAGAGACGGUGUUUGGGGCAGCUUACCUGGCCAUCCUGCCCUCCCACAGACUGCUGCAUGGAAGCAGCUCGGUCCGCUCGGUGUUACAGAAAGACUUUCAGCCUGGCAGAGACUCUCUAACAGAAGUCAGAGCUCUUAAUGUGUUUACUGGCCUGGAGGUUCCUGUCAUCAUCUCUCAGAAGGAGGCGUUUGAUGGAUACCUGGACACGGUGCUCGGUGUUCCAGACUGCAGUGAGGAAGAUCAGUCUCUGGCUAGAGCUCUGAAUCUGAGCUGGACUACGGUUCUGAAAACCCAAGGAGACGGGACACAAACUCUGAUUAAUUCUAAAGAGUUCUCAGACCUCAGCAGGGAGCAGGCGUUUCACUCCAUUACCCAGAAGGCCAGAGAGCAGAGGGUUGGAGGUCACCUUACCAGCCCCAAGCUCAGGGACUGGUUGGUAUCCAGACAGCGGUACUGGGGAACCCCCAUCCCAGUGGUGCACUGCAGCUCUUGUGGCGCCGUUGCUGUCCCUGAGGAGGAGUUACCUGUUAUUCUGCCAAAGGCGGCGUCUCUCACGGGAAAGGGGGCGUCACCUCUGGGAGCUGUGCAUGACUGGGUCAACUGCAAGUGUCCCAGAUGUCGAGGCCCAGCGAGGCGGGAGACCGACACCAUGGACACAUUUGUGGACUCUGCCUGGUACUACUUCAGAUACACAGAUCCUCACAACCCAAACAGGCCCUUUGAGCGACGCCUGGCUGAUCACUGGCUGCCCGUGGACGUUUACAUCGGUGGGAAGGAGCACGCUGUCAUGCACCUGUAUUACGCGCGCUUCCUCAGUCAUUUCUGCAGGGACCAAGGCCUUGUUGCGCACAGGGAACCAUUUUGGAAACUGCUGGUCCAGGGUCUGAUAAAAGGUCAGACGUUUAAACUAGCAGACAGUGGCCAGUACAUCAGGAGAGAGGAGGUAGACUUCACAGGUGAGGAGCCGGUGGCGCUGAGCGGUGGCCCUAUAGAGGUGACGUGGGAGAAGAUGAGCAAGUCCAAACACAACGGUCUGGACCCUCAGGAGGUGGUGCAGCAGUACGGCGUGGACACGGUCCGACUCUACAUCCUGUAUGCUGCGCCUCCCGAACAGGACAUCCUCUGGAAUGUCAAGACGGAUGCUCUUCCUGGUGUUCUGCGGUGGCAGUCUCGACUGUGGCAGCUGGUGACCAGGCUGAGAGAAGCACGGCGGCUUGGCGAUGUCCCCAACCCAGCCCUGCUGAAAAAGAACGAGCUGGAAGAGGCCAGAAGGAUUUGGCAAAACAAGAACUAUGCGAUCCAAGAGGUAACGACUCAUUUCACUGAAGACUUUCUUUUCAACGCAGCCAUCUCUCGCCUGAUGGGACUCACCAACACACUGAGUAGUGCAACGGUCAGAGUGGUGCAGCACAGCUUGGACUUUGAGGAAGCUCUAGCUGCUCUAGUGAUGAUGGUGGCACCCAUGGCUCCUCACUUAGCCUCUGAACUGUGGUCAGGUCUGCGUCAAGUGACAAACGCACUCAGCCCCCUCCUCCUGCGGGGCGGAGAGGUCCUUCAGCAGCCCUGGCCAAUUGUGGAUCCCCAGUUUCUGGAGGUCCCUGACGUCGUGGAGCUGUCAGUGCUGAUAAACAACAAGGCCUGUGGAAAGGUGGAGGUUCCCCUGCAGGUGUCCAAAGAUCCCAGUCAGGUCCAGCAGCUGGUGAUGCAGAGCCCUGUAGGAGAGAAGCUUUUGCGUGAGCGCUGCAUCAAGCGAGUCAUCAUCUCCCCCAGGGCCCCGCUGGUCAACUUCCUGGUUGAUGAGUGACAUUUCUUCUGUAACUAUUUUACAGCUGUUGCCUUUUAAACGCACACUUGGCACAAAAACAAAUGAUGUAGACCUUUUAAAGUCAUAACUUCACUGUAAAUAUAUCUUAAGGCUUGUUAUUUACAUUUUUCAUUAAAAAACAAACAAACAA